Messenger RNA from Jaculus jaculus (lesser Egyptian jerboa), 1336 nucleotides. It is a transcript of the gene Pxmp4, whose product is annotated as peroxisomal membrane protein 4. The record is from RefSeq and is a predicted model, not a curated record. The transcript is spliced from 4 exons. Gene Ontology annotation, cellular component: peroxisomal membrane. NCBI's taxonomy places the organism in Eukaryota, Metazoa, Chordata, Mammalia, Rodentia, Dipodidae. Bases 69 to 707 code for a protein of 212 amino acids.
UGUAGCAGGAACCCCGGCGCUGUCAGUGCGUUUCCAGCUGGGCCAGCUGAGAGUGUGCCUCCGGUGCUAUGGCCGCCCCGACGCAGCUGCAGGCUCUGCUCCAGGUUGUCAACACCCUGCUGCAACAGCGCCGCUACCAUGCUGCUCUGGCCGUUAUCAAGGGCUUCCGGAACGGGGUCGUUUAUGGAGUGAAAAUCCGGGCCCCUCACGCACUGGUCAUGACCUUUCUCUUCAGGAGUGGCAGCCUGCAAGAGAAGCUGCGGGCCAUUGUGCGGGCCACGUAUACCCACUCCCGGAAUCUGGCCUGCUUUGUGUUCACCUACAAGAGUCUCUGUGCGCUACAGUCCCACGCGCAAGGCAAGACCUACCAGAUACACUCUUUUCUGGCUGCCUUCAUUGGAGGCCUCCUGGUGUUUCGAGAAAACAAUAACAUCAAUAGCCAGAUCAACAUGUACCUGACGUCACGUGUCCUGUUUGCCCUGUGCCGCCUGGGUGUGGAGAAGGGCUACAUCCCUGAGCUCAGGUGGGACCCAUUCCCUUUGCACACCGCAAUGGUCUGGGGCAUUGGGCUGUGGCUCUUUGAGUAUCAUCGGACCACAUUGCAGCCCUCACUGCGGUCCUCCAUGACCUACCUCUAUGAGGACAGCAACGUGUGGCACGACAUCUCAGACUUCCUCAUCUACAACAAGAGCCGUCCCUCCAAGUAACACGGUCCUGAGGUGUCCCUUCACCCUAACAACUUCCAGUUCAGUGUCCAGCUGCAGCUCAAGGUUUGGCUCCAUCAGGAAACCCUCCCUAAGGAUUCUGCCUUCUCAAAGUCACGGGCCGCACUCCAACCUGUGUGACCGCAGGAAGCCACUGGCCGGAUUAGGAGCACUGAUUUUCGCACCUGCUAGCUACUUCUGACUGGAACACCAGCGGCUGGAUCUGGCUGAAGAGUCCGGGCCUUCCUCCCAGCUCUGCUACUGACUUCUGUAAGGCCAGGGCAAGCCGCAGCCCUCUGUGGCCUGGAGACCAUGCAGCUCAGAGAAGGACCUUUACAGGAGGGUCUUUUCCUGGCCAGUAUGUUAAUCUUCUCCUGUGCUAUGUAAAAGAGGGCUCUUUGCUGGUGGGCAGUAGGUUUCAAAUUCUUUGAAAAAAAAAAAAAAUACUAAGAACUUUCCCAGGUGUUCUAUUGGAGAACAUCUAGAGCCCACCCAUCCAAUAGAAACACCACAUAGACCAUAACUCCCAUUAGACUUUUUCAAGGGCCAGGGGUGUAUCUCAGUGGUGCAACCCUGUGUGAGGUUCUGGAUUCUGUCCCCAGCACUAGAAAAAAACAAAAACAAAAACAAAA